UGGAACAGUUUGUACGUCCAUCAGAAGCCGAGAARGGAAGACCCCAAUCCACCACGCACUGGUAGUGGACGACGAGUGCGUAAACAGCCUGAUGAAGAGGGAUCGUCCACCACCAUGAAGAUUGAGGACAACAGCCCCAUCGCACCCGGCUCACUCCCAGAGACAUUGACAUCCCUGAGCUUUGGCGACCGAUACAACUCACCUUUGAACGCAGGCGCUCUCCCAGCAGGCCUGACUACACUCGAGUUUGGUCAGCGAUUCGAUCAGAAGUUGGCGCCAGGCAUCCUGCCCAAGUCUUUAACCGAUCUAGACCUUGGAGUUCAUUUCAAUCAGAAGCUCGAGGUUGGUUCGCUGCCUGCCUCAAUCACAUCACUUCGUCUCGGAUACGACUACGACAAACCAAUUGGUGCUGGUGUUCUGCCUUCAUCGGUGACCUCGUUGCAGCUCGGACAUACAUUUAACCAGAAGUUGCUUCCAGGUACUCUGCCAGACUCCAUCACCACCCUCACACUGCCAGACUCGUUCAAUCAAUCAAUCACACCAUCCACCUUGCCAGGACGCAUCCAAACUCUUGAGUUUGGCUCGGAAUACGACAUGCCACUUGUCCCCGGAUCAUUACCCAACUCAUUGACCACUCUUACCAUGGGCUGUAGAUACAACCAACCGUUGGCAACAGGUGUCCUACCCCCAUCGCUUACCGAGUUACAUAUGGGCUCCGCAUUCGACCAGGUCAUAUUGCCAGGCACCCUCCCGACAUCCCUCACACUCCUUACCCUUGGCGAUUUCAAUCAAGACCUUGCCGUUGGUUCCAUCCCAUCGUCUUUGACAGAGUUGCGAUUCGGAGAUUCAUUCAACAGGCCCAUCGUCCCAGGCGUGCUGCCCGAGUCGGUGACAGACAUGACUUUUGGCACCAACUAUGACAUGCCCAUACCAGUGGGCGUGUUACCAUCCUCAUUGACGACACUCAAGCUUGGCAGUUCAUUCUCCAACACCAUCGUCUUCCCGCCAAACCUCAAGACACUCCAUCUGGACAACUUGUCACAAUGCACUUACAUCCAGCAGUUGCCUGCUUCGAGGACUUUGAAGGUACACAUCGGCACUGUCGAACUGGGCAGCAGUGUGCACUUCCCUGAACCACAUCUAGGCACCAACAUGCCCAGACUGCUCGAGCUUUCUAUGUUCAUCAGAUGGCAACGUCCAGAUGACAUACCCGCUGAGAACAUCAAUAGUCAAUCAAUCACGUAUCAAUUGAUCAAGAGUACACUGGAGUUUGCGGCCAACACUGCGACCUACAGCACCAGCAUCAUGGCACGCAUCAAUAGAUUCUCGGUGGAGCACUACCACUAUCGUGUCCUGGACUCCAAGAACACUCUUUGCAUAUGGAAGGGGCGCAAUCAGACCAUGUUUAAGUUCAUGGACAUCCCCAACAUU
Acytostelium subglobosum LB1 is the source of this 1431-nucleotide messenger RNA. RefSeq lists its product as hypothetical. The annotation marks the transcript as partial. The transcript has a single exon. The record is from RefSeq and is a predicted model, not a curated record. Lineage: Eukaryota; Evosea; Eumycetozoa; Acytosteliales; Acytosteliaceae.